Teleopsis dalmanni is the source of this 697-nucleotide messenger RNA. Its product is annotated as aurora kinase B-like. The record is from RefSeq and is a predicted model, not a curated record. Gene Ontology annotation, biological process: mitotic spindle organization; protein phosphorylation; regulation of cytokinesis. Gene Ontology annotation, molecular function: protein kinase activity; ATP binding. Gene Ontology annotation, cellular component: spindle pole centrosome; spindle microtubule; spindle midzone. Lineage: Eukaryota; Metazoa; Arthropoda; Insecta; Diptera; Diopsidae.
AAUAUCAAUUGGAUUUCUGCCGUUUGUUGCUAAACGUACUGUAAAUUAUACUUUAUAAAAUAAUAAUAAUGGAAGAAAUGCAAAAAGUGAAUAAAAAACCACCAACAAUCAGUGCUUUAGAGGAAUAUUUGACUUCGGUCCCAAAGGAGCACAAGGAAAAUGUGAAGGAUAUGUCAUUAAGGAUGAUGUCUCAUCCAGCAUAUGGGCGAAGUUAUCAAUGGUCUGUUAAGGAUUUUGAAAUGGGCGCUCCGCUUGGACGUGGUAAAUUUGGACGAGUGUAUAUAGCACGUGAACGGGCUUCGAAAUAUCUAGUGGCAAUGAAAGUCUUAUUUAAAGAUGAACUACGGCGAGGAAAUGUAGAAAAGCGAGUUUUAUAUGAAAUAGAAAUACAAUCACAACUAAAACAUCCAAACAUUUUACGCUUGCUGACUUGGUUUCAUGACAAUGAACGCAUUUAUUUAGCUCUAGAACUCGCAUCUGAAGGUGAACUAUAUAAACAUUUGCGCAAUUCAAAAGAUCAGCGCUUCGAUGAAUUCCGUUCGGCAAAAUACACAUAUCAAGUAGCUGAUGCACUCAACUACUGCCAUUUGAACAAUGUCAUUCACAGAGAUUUAAAACCGGAAAACAUAUUGCUCACCUCAUCAGACGAUAUUAAAUUAGCUGAUUUCGGCUGGUCAACUCACACUCCAUCCAAUCG